Messenger RNA from Phodopus roborovskii (desert hamster), 984 nucleotides. It is a transcript of the gene Psma6, whose product is annotated as proteasome 20S subunit alpha 6. Gene Ontology annotation, cellular component: proteasome core complex; proteasome core complex, alpha-subunit complex; cytosol. Gene Ontology annotation, biological process: ubiquitin-dependent protein catabolic process. The record is from RefSeq and is a predicted model, not a curated record. Lineage: Eukaryota; Metazoa; Chordata; Mammalia; Rodentia; Cricetidae. The transcript has 7 exons. Bases 99 to 839 code for a protein of 246 amino acids.
GGUGCUCCGGAAGCAGUAGCAAUAACUUCCGGGAGGGUCUUGUGUGGCUGGUGUGGGUGCUACGGGGUGCAGUGUGUGUUUGAAAUAGUGGGAACGCCAUGUCCCGUGGUUCCAGCGCCGGUUUUGACCGCCACAUUACUAUCUUCUCUCCCGAGGGCCGACUCUACCAAGUAGAAUAUGCCUUUAAGGCUAUUAACCAGGGUGGACUCACGUCUGUAGCUGUCAGAGGAAAAGACUGUGCGGUAAUUGUCACACAGAAGAAAGUACCUGACAAAUUACUGGAUUCCAGCACCGUGACUCACUUGUUCAAAAUAACUGAAAACAUUGGCUGUGUGAUGACUGGGAUGACAGCUGACAGCAGAUCCCAGGUACAGAGGGCACGCUAUGAAGCAGCUAAUUGGAAAUACAAAUACGGCUAUGAGAUUCCUGUGGACAUGCUAUGUAAAAGAAUUGCUGAUAUUUCUCAAGUCUACACACAGAAUGCUGAAAUGAGACCACUUGGUUGCUGUAUGAUUUUAAUUGGUAUAGACGAAGAACAAGGCCCUCAAGUGUACAAGUGUGAUCCUGCGGGUUACUACUGUGGCUUUAAAGCCACCGCAGCAGGAGUUAAACAAACAGAAUCAACCAGCUUCCUUGAAAAAAAAGUGAAGAAGAAAUUUGAUUGGACAUUUGAACAAACAGUGGAAACUGCGAUUACAUGCCUGUCUACUGUUCUGUCGAUUGAUUUUAAACCUUCAGAAAUUGAAGUUGGAGUAGUUACAGUUGAAAAUCCUAAAUUCAGAAUUCUCUCAGAAGCAGAGAUUGACGCCCAUCUUGUUGCUCUAGCAGAGAGAGACUGAACAUUGUCAUUAGUUUACCAGAUCCAUGAUGCCACUUGCCUGUGUGUUUGGUAACAACAAACCAACAUCAUAGAGGCCCCUGGGUUGAAGAUGGAACCUCCCUCACUCCUCCUGCCACUAAACUGGUUAGGACUCUGUAUAAUUA